CCUAAAGCAAACAGAUUUCUUACAAAGCCUUUGUGGCCCAGCGGAGGUCGAGGAGCUAGAGGUCCCCGGAACUGCUUUAACAGAAGUCUCAGACUUCUCCCUCCCAGCCGCAGGGCCAAGGAGGUGCAGUUCUCUCCUGUGUCCAGCAGGGGGAUGGCUGGGAGCCCAGCCUGCCUCUGCACUGUUGCUCCUGGCUGUGCUGAGAACUGCACAGCGCUAGGCUCCCGUGUUAUCAGCAGGUAAAUCUCUUUGAGCAGGAGGCAGUUAGUUCUGCUGUCACUUUGAGGGGUGGAGCUGGCAGAGGAAACUACCAGGUGUGGCCUUGGGAAAGUCCCUCCAACAUUUUAUCGAAACAUGGAAUUUCCUGGUUUUAACCAUUUCAUAUCCAACUGCUGACCCAGAGCUGCCCAGAGCAGCAUGGACCUUUCCCGCCUUCCAGGACCUUCCGGUCGCUGGGCCCCGGCUGAGAGGUGGCACACCUGGCCUUCAGCCCCACAGCCUCUGAAGCUUGGGGCCAGCUAUUGAUGGGGCACCACACCGGAUUCCAAAACAGGGAGCCCAGCCUCAUUUCCGCUGGUCCUGCCGCCUCCACCCGGGAUCCUUUUGCUCCUUCCUGCUUGGGUGGGGUGGGGGUGGGGCAGCUACAGAGUCGCUGUCUCUUUAAGAGAGAGAGCAAGAGGGAGAGAGUGGGGAGCGAAAUCAGGAAGUGUGAGAGCCCGGUGCCUGGGCUCAAACCCUUACUGCAGCUCCCAGGGAGGCACAAGACCAUCCCUACUGGUCCUGCCUGCGGUCCUGGCCCAUGGCCACCGGGAUGCUCUGGGCACUGCCUGUGAAUAUGUGCCGCCUCUGAAAGUUUGGGGUGCUGCUGGCUCCCACAAACCUUCAUCCCCUGCAGCCAAGAUGGGCUCGGGUCCUGGACUUGCCCCAGACAGAAAGUGCAGCGCCUGCUUGCCUGGGACAGCCUUUGCCUGACUUGACCCGCAGAGCCGGCACGGACACCAAAGCCCUAGAGUCCGCAGUGCCCGGGAGAGGUGAAGGAGUGAGUGAGGAGGUAACAGGGGUCCAGCCAGCCCAGGGCGGGAGAUGCAGAGCACAGCCAAUUACCUGUGGUACACAGACGACCUGCUGGGGCAGGGGGCCACGGCCAGUGUGUACAAGGCCCGCAACAAGAAGUCUGGGGAGCUGGUGGCCGUGAAGGUCUUCAACACCAUCAGCUACCUGCGGCCACGUGAGGUGCAGGUGAGGGAGUUCGAGGUCCUGCGGAAGCUCAACCACCAGAAUAUUGUCAAGCUCUUCGCCGUGGAGGAGACGGGGCCCAGCAAGCACAAGGUCCUGGUGAUGGAGUACUGUGCCAGUGGGAGCCUGCUGAGCGUGCUGGAGCGCCCUGAGAACGCCUUUGGGCUGCCCGAGGCCGAGUUCCUGGUGCUGCUGCGCUGCGUGGUGGCCGGCAUGAAUCAUCUGCGGGAGCACGGGGUCGUGCACCGAGACAUCAAGCCGGGGAACAUCAUGCGGCUGGUCGGAGAGCAGGGGCAGAGCAUCUACAAGCUGACAGACUUCGGGGCCGCCCGGGAACUGGAUGAGGAUGAGAAGUUCAUCUCCGUCUACGGAACCGAGGAGUACCUGCACCCGGACAUGUAUGAGCGCGCGGUACUGCACAAGCCCCAGCAGAAGGCGUUCGGGGUGACUGUGGACCUCUGGAGCAUCGGGGUGACCCUGUACCAUGCAGCCACUGGCAGCCUGCCCUUUGUCCCCUUUGGUGGGCCACGGCGCAACAAGCAGAUCAUGUACCGGAUCAUCAGAGAGAAGCCGGCAGGGGCCAUCUCGGGAGCUCAGAGGCGGGAAAACGGGCCCCUGGAGUGGAGCUACAGCCUCCCCAUCACCUGCCAGCUGUCCAUGGGCCUGCAGAGCCAGCUGGUGCCCAUCCUGGCCAACAUCCUGGAGGUGGACGAGGCCAAGUGCUGGGGCUUCGAUCAGUUCUUUGCGGAGACCAGUGACAUCCUGCAGCGGGCCGUGGUCCACGUCUUCUCGCUGCCGCAGUCCGUCCUGCACCAUGUCCACAUCCACGCCCACAACACGAUCGCCAUCUUUCUGGAGGCUGUGUAUGAACAGACCAACGUGGCCCCCCAGCACCAAGAGUACCUCUUUGAGGGUCACCUUUGUGUCUUUGAGCCUGGCCUCCCAGCACAGCACAUCGGCCUCACGACGGCCAGCAGCCCCCUGACCCUGUUCAGCAUGGCCGGCGACGCCCCCAGGGGUUUGACCUUCAGGGACCCUGCUGUGGACAUCCCCAAGUUCGUCCCCAAAGUGGACCUGCAGGCAGAUUACAACACUGCCAAGGGUGUGCUCGGCGCCGGUCACCAGGCACUGCGGCUGGCGCGGGCCCUGCUGAGUGGGCAGGAGCUGGCCCUUCGGGGUCUGCACUGGGUCGUGGCGGUGCUCCAGGCCACUUGCAGGCAGACCCUGGAGGUCGCCAGGACCGCCCUCCUCUUCCUCAGCAGCAGCCUGGCCACCGAGUGGUCCAACAGUGCAGGCAGGACUCCUGAGACACCGGAGGUCCAGGAACUGAAGAGGGCCACCGAGCUGAGGUCCAGACUGCAGAAUCUGGCUGCGGUUCUCACCAGGUGUUCCCAAAACAUUGCAGAGACCCAGGUGAGCCUGAGCCACCUGAGCUCAGAGCUGGCGAAGAACCGGGAUCAGGUACAUGAAGACAGAAGCACCCAGCAAAUUCAGAGCUGCUUGGACAAGAUGUACCUCAUCUACAAACAGUUCAAGAAAUCUAGGAUGAGGCCAGGGCUCGGCUACAAUGAGGAGCAGAUUCACAAGCUGGAUAAGGUGAAUUUCAGCCAUUUAGCCAAGAGGCUCCUGCAGGUGUUCCAGGAGUGUGUGCAGAAGUAUCAGGCGUCCCUGGUCAUGCACAGCAGGUGGAUGAGAGAGGUGCAGAAGACCCGGAACCGGCUGCGCCUGGUCGGCUGGUCUGUGACCACCUGCAGCACAGAAGCACAGGGAGCCCAGGAGACCCUGAGUGAGAUCCUUCAGCAGCUCCUCCAGGACAGGACGAAGGGGGCCGAGGCGGCACCUCCGGCUCUGGCUCCUCAUCCCGGGACUGCUCCCAAGGACCUGGUGCGUGCGAGAGCUCUUCGAGGAGGUGAAGCAGCUGGCCUUUGAUCUCCAGGACAACAACCGCGUCAUUGAGCGGUUGAGUGCAGCCCCAUCCGCUCCUGACAUCUGAGCUCCGAGGAUGCACAGCUGUCUGGAAGCAUUAGAAGCACUGCACACUGCUCUCCUGCACUGGGACAAAACCCAGGGUGAGACCUGGUCCCGUCUCAUCAGCCCACUACCUCCAGCCUGGCACAGCCAGGAGAUGUCCCCGGCAUUACCGGGCGCUGACUGGGCCUUGGCAUCGCUGUCAGGACCCACAACGGACCGGGGCAGCCGCUGCUGGCCUGGCCUUUGUGCCUCAUCUGUACCUGGCCUUAUGGAUCUGCAGGGACGGCCCUGGCUUCCCUGGAGCCCUGGGUCUUCCUUCCUUAGUGUUUUGUGGCGAAACGUCUUCCUCUCCUGUGCUUCCUGAGGGUCACCGCGCUCAGCCGCAGGUGACAGAUGGCCUCGAUGCCCUGCUCUUGGUCUGACCAGCCCCAGGCUGAGGUGGGUGGAGGAGAUGCAGCCCUCCGGGACGCUCCCUCACCCUCGCUCUCGGGGGUACCACACGGCCCUGAGACGCAGCUGCUGGGCGUCCACAGGCAGCUGUGCCAACAAGCAUGGCCUGGAAGGCCGAGCCCCGAGCAGAGAACAGGCGCAGCUCCCGGGGUGAAAUAAACGCUGCUGCUGGGUCUGCUCGCUGUGGCGCUUGCUGGGCUGUGUCUGAGAGGCUGGGGAGUCCAGGGCUGGGUGCGCAGGCUGAGGAGGAGAUGUGGGGGAAGUGGGGCCAGGCUCCGCCUUUCCCCUUAAUGGGCCCCAAUUUCAGGAAAGAGCCCAAGGCUGGGCCUCUUGCUGAGUGGGGGCGCCUUGCCCUCUGUGCUCCUGCUCCCUGUUCUCUGGGGAGCUGCGUAUGGAGAAAGUUCAGUCUUUUUUUCUUUAACCCCCCAAAGCACUGUCUAAGUACCUGCGGCUUGUGCCCAUCCCCACCACCGUUUACAAACGAGACUGAACUAAAUAUUUGAGGACUGC
Messenger RNA from Fukomys damarensis (Damara mole-rat), 4167 nucleotides. It is a transcript of the gene Ikbke, whose product is annotated as inhibitor of nuclear factor kappa B kinase subunit epsilon. Gene Ontology annotation, molecular function: ATP binding; protein serine/threonine kinase activity. The record is from RefSeq and is a predicted model, not a curated record. The transcript has 24 exons. Gene Ontology annotation, cellular component: cytoplasm. Lineage: Eukaryota; Metazoa; Chordata; Mammalia; Rodentia; Bathyergidae. Bases 1084 to 3165 code for a protein of 693 amino acids. Gene Ontology annotation, biological process: peptidyl-serine phosphorylation.